Adineta ricciae is the source of this 1449-nucleotide messenger RNA. The record is from the annotation of a GenBank genome assembly. Lineage: Eukaryota; Metazoa; Rotifera; Eurotatoria; Adinetida; Adinetidae.
AUGCUAUCCCAAAUAGGAUCUUGGCAACGGAUCACAAACCGAUGUUUCAAUUGUUCUCGGACUAUUCUUCUUCGAAAUGCGUCAUCCUCAUCAUCCAGUAGUGAACAACAAUUCGAUCUAGUUGUUAUUGGAUCUGGACCUGGUGGAUAUGUAGCAGCUAUAAAAGCUGCUCAGCUUGGCCUUAAAACAGCAUGUGUUGAAAAGAACGCUACAUAUGGUGGAACAUGUCUUAAUGUUGGUUGUAUACCUUCGAAAGCCAUGUUACACAAUUCUCAUCUAUAUCAUAUGGCACAACAUGGUGAAUUGAAGAAAAGGGGAAUUGAAUUUCAAAAUGUUUCGCUUAAUUUACCUGUCUUUUUGAAGCAAAAAGAUGAUGCUGUAAAAGGUCUCACUAGUGGCGUUGCUUACCUAUUUAAAUCGAACAAGGUAACUGGUGUUCGUGGUCAUGGAUCUAUUAGUGGAACUGGUGAAGUAACUGUCAAGAAAGAAGAUGGAUCAAGUGAAAUUCUGAAAACUAAAAACAUCCUUAUUGCUGUUGGCUCUGAAGUAACACCAUUUCCAGGUAUCACUAUCGACGAGGAAUCCAUUGUCUCGUCGACGGGUGCACUUUCACUUAAGCAAGUGCCUAAAAAGAUGGUACUGAUCGGUGCUGGUGUUAUUGGACUUGAACUGGGUUCUGUAUGGAGUCGUUUAGGUGCAGAUGUGACAUGUGUAGAAUUUCUGUCUAAUAUCGGCGGUGUUGGUAUCGAUAUGGAAGUUAGUAAAGCAUUUCAAAAGAUUCUCACAAAGCAAGGCCUCAAAUUUAAACUUGAUACAAAAGUCACCGGUGCAGAAAAGUCUGGUGACGGUAUUCGUGUCAAUGUCGAAGGCGCCAAAGGUGGAAAUGGUGAAACGCUCGAUUGCGACACUCUACUUGUCUGCAUUGGUCGUCGACCGUAUACCAAAGAACUCGGCCUUGAUAGUGUUGGAAUUCAACUAGACAAACGCGGUCGGAUUGAAGUCGAUAAAAAUUUUCAAACAGCUUGCAAAGGUGUCUAUGCCAUUGGUGACUGUAUUCAAGGACCUAUGUUAGCACACAAAGCUGAAGAUGAAGGCAUUAUCUGUGUUGAAAUAUCAUGGGUUGGAAAAUCUGAGGAACAACUAAAACAAGAGGGAAUCAAAUAUAAGGUCGGCAGAUUUCCAAUGGCAGCAAAUAGCCGUGCGAAAACGAUAAAUGAAGCCGAAGGUUUUGUUAAAGUACUAUCCGAUGCUAAAACUGAUCGAAUACUUGGAGUACACAUGAUCAAUUCAGUUGCCGGUGAACUAAUCAACGAAGCAGCAUUAGCUAUGGAAUACGGAGCAUCAUGUGAAGAUGUCGCACGUGUUUGUCACGCCCAUCCAACAUGGUCAGAAUCAUUAAAGGAAGCUAAUCUUCAAGCUUAUUUUGGCAAAGCGAUUAACUUUACAUAA